AGUGUGGAGUCGCGCGGCGUGCUGUCAGUCUCUGUAGUUGAGAACUCCUGCGGUCGUGGGACUCUACCAGGCAGCGCGGGCUUUCCCGGUCCCCUCGGGCUGCGCGAUCCGGAGGGCACAAUGGACAGCAAUGAGUUAAUUGACUACUUUAAGUCUCAGAUGAAAGAAGAUCCUGACAUGGCCUCAGCAGUAGCUGCCAUCCGGACUUUGCUGGAGUUCUUGAAGAGAGAUCAAGGGGAGACGAUCCAGGGCCUGCGAGCGAAUCUCACCCGUGCCAUAGAAACCCUGUGUGGCGUGGACUCCUCUGUGGCCGUGUCCUCCGGUGGGAAGCUCUUCCUGCGCUUCAUCAGCCUGACCUCUCUAGAAUAUUCGGAUUACUCUAAAUGUAAAAAGAUCAUGAUCGAGCGGGGAGAAAUUUUUCUCAGGAGAACAUCCCUAUCAAGAAAUAAAAUAGCAGAUCUGUGCCAUACUUUCAUCAAAGAUGGGGCGAGAAUAUUAACUCAUGCCUACUCCAGAGUGGUCCUGAGAGUUUUGGAGGCAGCAGUGGUGGCCAAGAAGCGUUUCAGUGUGUACAUCACAGAGUCACAGCCCGACUUAUCAGGUAAGAAAAUGGCCAGAGCUCUCUGCCACCUCAAUGUCCCUGUCACUGUGGUCCUGGAUGCUGCUGUUGGCUAUAUCAUGGAGAAAGUGGAUCUUGUCAUAGUUGGUGCUGAAGGAGUUGUUGAAAACGGAGGGAUUAUCAACAAGAUUGGAACCAACCAGAUGGCCGUGUGCGCCAAAGCCCAGAACAAGCCUUUUUAUGUUGUUGCGGAAAGUUUCAAGUUUGUACGACUCUUCCCACUAAACCAGCAGGAUGUCCCAGAUAAGUUUAAGUAUAAGGCAGAUACUCUGAAGACUAUGCAGACCAAACAAGAUCUCAAAGAGGAGCACCCAUGGGUCGACUACACGUCCCCUUCCUUAAUAACACUGCUGUUUACAGACCUGGGGGUGCUGACGCCCUCAGCGGUCAGCGACGAGCUCAUCAAGCUGUAUUUGUAACCCCCGGGCCCCUUCCUGCCGCCGCACAGCUGAUGUACCUGGGGCGGGGUGAGUAGCUUCUUGACCCCUCCGUGGGACAGGCCAUACUGAAUUUUUUUUUCUUUAAAGAUUUUAUCUUUAACUAAUCUCUGCCCUCAACAUGGGGCUUGAACUUAACAACCCCGAGAUCAAGAGUCAUAUGCUCCACUGACUGAGCCAGCCAGAUGCCCCCAAAACUGAUUUUUUUUUUUUUUAAGAAGACUUAAGGACUAAGGACCUAAAACCGUAAGACUUAGGAUUUCUUACGACCAUAAGAAAAUUUCUUACCCAUUUCAGCCCCAUCUAAAAUGUGUUCAUGGCUUCCCUAAAACCCAACCUGAAUUGUGUUUAUGGUGUCUAGAUACUUCCCAGUUUCCAGAAAUACAAGUUAUAUUAUUGGCUAUUUAACCAAUGAAGGACAUACCCAAGCCUACCUCCCUUCUAACCUGUACUCCAGACUGAUUUGCCAAAAGCAUCGAUUAAAGAGAUGCAGGCCUGAAAAAGCAGGUGUUCCUACAGGCAGCCAGGCGCCCCUGUGGAAACCAACAGCCACCCAGGACACAUAAGUGGUGCCUUAGGAGAAAGGCUGGAAACCCAGACUGAAGUCACAUCAGACUUCCAGUAGAGACCUCAAGCCCGGGGCUGCCAUCCCAACAUCGGUAUUGGGACAGACGGGAAGGAAACCAAGAGAACCCAAGGAAGGUAGAAACAACAUUUAGCAGGAGCAGCCUCCGUGGCUCAGCACAUACGAAGACCUUCCAGAACAUCUGUAAACUGAAAGUCUGUAUCUGCAGGAGAUGUGAAUUACCUUUAAAACAUGUUUGUUCCUGAACAGCUUUUUAAAAAUUGUACCUGGGGACAAAUCCAGCAUCUUCUCAAAUAAACUACACACAAGAUUUUUC
Mustela erminea (ermine) is the source of this 1958-nucleotide messenger RNA. RefSeq names its product eukaryotic translation initiation factor 2B subunit alpha (gene EIF2B1). Gene Ontology annotation, cellular component: eukaryotic translation initiation factor 2B complex. Gene Ontology annotation, biological process: translational initiation. Lineage: Eukaryota; Metazoa; Chordata; Mammalia; Carnivora; Mustelidae. The transcript is spliced from 9 exons. The record is from RefSeq and is a predicted model, not a curated record. Gene Ontology annotation, molecular function: translation initiation factor activity; guanyl-nucleotide exchange factor activity. The coding region runs from base 121 to 1038 and encodes 305 amino acids.